AUGGUGGCGGUGCAGCAGCGGCGGAGGCGCUGGGGGGUGGCCGUGCUGCUGGCGGCUUACGUGGGCUACCUGGGCAUGGGCGCCGCCGUGCUGCAGGCGCUGGAGCGGCCGGUCGAGGUGCAGGUGGCACAGCAGCUGCUCCGGGAGUACCUGGGGCUGCUGGCCAACCACAGCUGCCUGCGGGAGCCCGUCCUGCAGCGGCUCAUAGAGGGUAUCAUCCAAGCCUACAAGAGUGGCAUAACCCUCCAGGGAAACACCACUAGCCUGGGCAGGUGGGACUACAGUGGGUCUUUCUUCUUCUCCAUCUCUGCAGUAACAACCAUUGGCUAUGGGAACCUGAGCCCCAGCACUGCGGUUGGUAGAAUCUUCUGCAUUGUGUUUGCACUUUUUGGAAUCCCCUUGAACCUUUUUCUCCUGAAUGAAAUUGGGCAGCUGAUGCUGCUUGGGGUUCAGCAUUGUGCCCACCGCCUAGAGGAGAUGUUUCACUGGCAGAAUAAAGCUUCCUUCCUGAUGAAGACCUGUGCACUGGUAACUGGCUUGUUAUUGUUCCUCCUGCUACCUCCCUUGUUAUUCUCUGACAAAGAAGGCUGGUCUUAUGAAGAAGGCUUCUACUAUUCCUUCAUCACCCUCAGCACUAUAGGGUUUGGAGACUAUGUGAUUGGGAUGAACCCAGAUCGCACCUAUCCAAGCUGGUACAAGAAUGUAAUCCCUCUGUGGAUCCUCUUUGGGAUGGCCUGGCUAGCACUGGUUAUCAGAUUUUGCAUCAGCAUUCUAGAGAGCUCCAGUGACUUCUGUCAAUGCAACAAGAAGAACGCAGUGAUGGCAGAAGACUUAAUGGAUGGUAACAAAAAUAGUAUGGCUGGACAUCAAAAUGUGGAGAUCUGCACUGACAAAGACAAAAAUGAAAGGACCAGUUGAAUCUCAUUCUUACACAGCCCCUACAGAAGCCCUCUAGGGAAGAAAAAUAUCCUCAGUGUCCUGUAGGUUUUAGUGCCACCGGAGAUUAACCACUUAGAAAUUUGUAAGUGGAGCUGCCCUGACCUGUGAAUGGGGUGAAAGUUUGCUUAUUGAGUUUGAAAUGCUUUAAUUCUGAAUUGAGCAAUGUCAGAAUGUUUCUUUUGCAGCACCAAGUAUUACCAACAGGACUCUUAGCCAAAAGCAGAUUUAUGAAAGUAUUACCUGCCCUCCCACCUCAAUAUAUGAGGUAAUCUUUGACAUUCCUGAGCAACACUAGCUGUUGUCCAUUUCUUUGCAUGAUUCUUGAAGCCUCUAGUUACAUGUAUGGCACUUUGCAAAUGCCACAUGCAUAAAAGCAAGUGCCAUUUAAUGCAGGAAACAAAUAGCAGAUUGCCUAAAGAAAUGGAAAGCACUGUUUAAAACUAUCUGCCAGUCAUGGCAAAUGUGCACCAUCACGUAUAUACUUGUGCUUGUGAAAGGUGGUAACAAGGUUUUGCUCUCUGAUCUUUUGUAUGGGGUGGCAAUGAGGAAGAGAUUGUAGAGGUGCCUGGUAUAAAUAGAUCAUUCUGGUUUUUUAGAAGUAAUUUCUACAUCAGAGGUCUGCUAACAGAAAGAAGCUGUUAUGGUUGGCUAUUCAUAGGCGAUUCCUUACUUCAGAACUCAUGUGGUUUCAUCCUUUGAAGUACAGUAAUUUCACAAUUACAAGCCGCACCAUUUUGACUAAAGUUUUGGUCU
This is a messenger RNA of Catharus ustulatus (Swainson's thrush), 1692 nucleotides long. Its product is annotated as potassium channel subfamily K member 17-like. The transcript has 5 exons. NCBI's taxonomy places the organism in Eukaryota, Metazoa, Chordata, Aves, Passeriformes, Turdidae. Gene Ontology annotation, molecular function: potassium ion leak channel activity. The record is from RefSeq and is a predicted model, not a curated record. Gene Ontology annotation, cellular component: membrane. Bases 1 to 918 code for a protein of 305 amino acids. Gene Ontology annotation, biological process: potassium ion transmembrane transport; stabilization of membrane potential.